CUAAACUCACUGUUGUUUCCCAAACAGCAAUCCUGCCUUCCUGUGCCACUUGCACCUUCUCCUUUUUAUACCUUUGAAAGUUCACUUUGUUGCUGCUUGUUUUUCCUCACCAGUUCUGUCUGUUUCUGCUAGUGUGUCCAGGCAUUAAUGCCCACCUCUGGCUGUUACUAUUUUUCUGCAGAGGGAGAACCGAAGACUACAGGAGGCCAGCAUGAGGUUGGAACAAGAGAAUGAUGACCUCGCCCAUGAACUAGUAACCAGCAAAAUUGCUCUACGGAAUGACCUGGAUCAGGCAGAAGACAAGGCAGAUGUGUUGAAUAAGGAGCUCCUUUUGACCAAACAGAGGCUGGUGGAGACUGAAGAAGAGAAGAGAAAGCAAGAGGAAGAGACUGCCCAGCUAAAAGAAGUCUUCAGAAAACAGCUUGAGAAAGCAGAGUAUGAAAUAAAGAAGACUACAGCUAUCAUUGCUGAGUAUAAACAGAUCUGUUCCCAGUUAAGUACCAGGCUGGAGAAACAGCAAGCAGCCAGCAAGGAGGAGCUGGAAGCAGUAAAGGGUAAAAUGAUGGCAUGCAAACACUGCAGUGACAUUUUCAGCAAGGAGGGUGCUGUGAAACUAGCAACUGUAAGCAGAGAGGACCAGGGAAUUGAAACGGACGAUGAGAAGGACUCGCUCAAGAAGCAGCUGAGGGAGAUGGAGCUGGAACUGGCACAAACCAAACUGCAGUUGGUGGAAGCCAAGUGUAAAAUCCAGGAACUUGAACAUCAGAGAGGAGCCCUUAUGAAUGAAAUCCAAGCUGCAAAAAACUCUUGGUUUAGCAAAACCCUGAACUCUAUUAAAACAGCCACAGGCACCCAGCCCCUGCAGCCACCACAGGCCGCCCAGCCACCCAAGGAGAGCACAUAGUUCCAGCCUCAUCCAAGUACCAAGAGCACAAUGAUCAAAGCAGCGGAAACCCAGGAGGAUUCUUCCUGGUGUCCCUUUGAAGGAAAGUCAAGGAGGCCAGAAAGCAAGCCAGAAUCUUCAGUAGCUCUCACUCUUUCUUGUAUGACACUUUUCAAAGGGAUGUUGUUUAAACUGGCCAGUUUUAUGUUGAAUACCUAUUUUCCGGCUUCUUCAUGGAAGGCCGUGUUCAGAUCCAUCCUAGUAUUACACAUUAUUUUAAAUGCCUGAUGUUUAGCUGGAAAUAAGUAAUUCAAAACUAAAUGCUUUUUAUUUAGAACUAAUUAUUCAUAAUUAUUUUAUCUUACAUAAAAAUGGAGACAUCUAUUAUUCCAAGAUUGAAGUGAUGGGAAGAUGUUUGUCACAGAAAAAAAAAAAUUAAAAUGUAAACCUCUUAAUUUUUCAGGAUUUGUUUAGUGGGGCCAGUGUGGGGCCAGUCACGACCACUGUCGGGUUUCCACCCGAAAAUGGUUCCCAAGGUAGCUGUGAUCCUGUCUGCAGAACGGACCAGGCAUUGAACAGCACCUAAAGAUAACUGGUUUGUUUUCAUUUUUUGUUGGGCACAUCUGGGAAUGAAGUGCCCAGAACUGUGGAGCAGAUGGGCUAUCAGGAAUACACACCAAGUAAGUGGGACUGAGGCUUUGAUAAUGCAGGAUAGAAUCAUCUGGGCUCUGACACCCUAACAGAUCCUUUUAAGAACGCCACAUGGGACUUGCAUGUUCCUAAGUAUGCCUAAUAUGAACACAGAUGUGACUUCUGGCAAGUGUAAAGUUAGAGGUGGAUAUUGCAACUUGCAGACUUAGGGAACCUUCCCCAGAGAAGCCUAGAAAGGUCCAGUUUCAGCCAUUGUGCUUGGCGUGAAUACAGAACCAGCGACAGAGUAUUCCAUUUAAUGUUGACAUGUACUUGCUAAGGAAGCACUAAUAUACUGUCACUUUGUUAAAGGCCAUACUAUUGAAAUGGGAAAUAGAGGUCAGCUUCACAUAAUCUUAGUUUAACGUUGGGCAACUUUUCUUGAUUUCUGUAGCUCCCUAAAAAUGUGGCAUUGGUACCUGUAGAUAAAAAGAUAUAAAUGCAUUUGUAACAUUUUGAUUGAAUAUAAAACCUUUAUAGAAAUGCUUGUCUCACAGAAAGGUAAAAAGCUAUUGUUUAAAAAUUGGUGGAUGGCCGGGCGCGGUGGCUCACGCCUGUAAUCCUAGCCCUCUGGGAGGCCGA
Messenger RNA from Lemur catta (Ring-tailed lemur), 2155 nucleotides. RefSeq names its product rab GTPase-activating protein 1-like. The record is from RefSeq and is a predicted model, not a curated record. The transcript has 6 exons. Lineage: Eukaryota; Metazoa; Chordata; Mammalia; Primates; Lemuridae. Bases 212 to 904 code for a protein of 230 amino acids.